AUGUCUUUGCGCAUCGCCCUGGCGGCGGGCAACGAACGCAAUUCCGAGCCGCCCUCCACCCUGGCCAGCAGCCGGUCCGAAAAGGGCUCGUCAUGGUCCAGCCGCUCGCUGGGUGCCCGGUGCCGCAACUCCAUCGCCUCCUGCCCCGACGAGCAGCCCCACAUCGGCAACUACCGGCUGCUCAAGACCAUCGGCAAGGGCAACUUCGCUAAGGUCAAGCUGGCCCGGCACAUCCUGACCGGCAGGGAGGUGGCUAUCAAAAUCAUUGACAAGACGCAGCUCAAUCCAACAAGUCUCCAGAAGCUCUUCAGAGAAGUCAGGAUCAUGAAAGGACUAAAUCACCCCAAUAUUGUGAAACUCUUUGAGGUGAUCGAGACGGAGAAGACGCUCUACCUGGUCAUGGAGUAUGCCAGUGCCGGAGAAGUUUUCGAUUACCUGGUGUCCCACGGCCGCAUGAAGGAGAAAGAAGCCCGGGCCAAGUUCAGACAGAUCGUCUCAGCUGUGCACUACUGUCACCAGAAGAAUAUCGUACACAGAGACCUGAAGGCGGAAAACCUGCUGCUGGAUGCGGAUGCCAACAUUAAAAUAGCUGACUUUGGCUUCAGCAACGAAUUCACGCUCGGCUCCAAGCUGGACACCUUCUGCGGGAGCCCCCCCUACGCCGCCCCGGAGCUCUUCCAGGGCAAGAAGUACGACGGGCCGGAGGUGGACAUCUGGAGCCUGGGGGUCAUUCUGUACACCCUGGUCAGCGGCUCCCUUCCUUUCGAUGGGCAGAACCUCAAGGAGCUGCGGGAGCGUGUGCUGCGUGGCAAGUACCGUGUCCCCUUCUACAUGUCCACGGACUGCGAAAACAUCCUGAGGCGUUUCCUGGUGCUGAAUCCUGCCAAGCGCUGCACCCUGGAGCAAAUAAUGAAGGACAAGUGGAUCAAUAUUGGCUACGAGGGGGAGGAGCUGAAGCCCUACCGAGAACCCGAGGAGGAUUUUGCGGAUGCCAAGCGCAUAGAGGUCAUGGUGGGCAUGGGCUACACCCGGGAAGAGAUCAAGGAAGCCUUGGCCAACCAAAAGUACAACGAGGUCACAGCCACCUACCUGCUGCUGGGCAGGAAGAACGAGGUGGAAGGGGGGGAGUCCCGCACAGGCAGCAGCCUCUCGCUGGCCCGAGCGCGGCCGCCCAGCGAGGUCUCCAACGGCACCAGCAAGUCCUCCUCGCACGCCAAGGGCCAGCGGGCCUCCUCCACAUACCACCGGCAGCGACGGCACAGCGAUUUCUGCGGUCCCUCGCCCGUCCCCCUGCACCCCAAGCGCAGCCCGACCAGCGCCGGGGACGGGGAGCUGAAGGAGGAGCGGAUGCCCUCGCGCAAGACCAGCGGCAGUGUGGUGAGCAGCGGCCGGGGGGGCCUCCCGCCCUCCAGCCCCAUGGUCAGCAGCGCAAACAACCCCAACAAAUCGGAGAUCCCCGACCGGCGCAAGGACACCGCGGUCAACACGAAUAACAUCCCAUCCAGUAUGAUGACCCGGCGGAAUACCUACGUCUGCACGGAGAGACCUGGGGGCGACCGCCCCUCCCUGCUCCAGAAUGGGAAGGAGAACAGCUCAGGCGCCAGUCGGGUGCCCCCGGCCUCCCCCUCCAGCCACAGCAUUGCCACCUCCUCCUCCUCCUCCGACCGCAGCCGGCUCUCUCGCGGCACCAACAUCCGCAGCACCUUCCAUGGGGGGCAAGUGCGCCUGGCCGCACCCCUGGUGGUGCACCCUACCCACCUGAGGGAGGGGGGCAAAGCCCGUGGCCACUCCCCACAUCCUCUUCAUUGCUGCUCCUCUCUUUUGCCCCGCAGGGUCGCAGACGAACCUGAGAGAAUCAGGGGACCUGCGCUCACAAGUUGCAAUUUACCUUGGCAUCAAAAGGAAGCAGAACCCCGGCUGCUCCGAUUUACCUGGAAUGUGAAGCUGACCAGCACCCGCUCCGCCGAGGCCAUCCUGGCCGCCCUCUGCCAGGCCACGGACUCUGCCAACUGCUGCCGCCGCCAGACGGAGCCCUUCGUCCUCUCCUGCACCCACGGGAAGAGCGCCAGCGAGCACUUCUGCUGCUUCGAGGUGGAGGUCUGCCGGCUGCAGCGGCUGGGGGGGCUGCACGGGGUGCUCUUCCGGCGCCAGGCCGGCACCUCCCUGGCCUUCCGCAGCCUGGUGGCCAAGAUCACAGACCAGCUGCAACUCUAG
This is a messenger RNA of Protobothrops mucrosquamatus (brown spotted pit viper), 2214 nucleotides long. It is a transcript of the gene MARK4, whose product is annotated as microtubule affinity regulating kinase 4. The transcript has 17 exons. Bases 1 to 2214 code for a protein of 737 amino acids. Gene Ontology annotation, biological process: intracellular signal transduction; protein phosphorylation; microtubule cytoskeleton organization. The record is from RefSeq and is a predicted model, not a curated record. NCBI's taxonomy places the organism in Eukaryota, Metazoa, Chordata, Lepidosauria, Squamata, Viperidae. Gene Ontology annotation, cellular component: cytoplasm. Gene Ontology annotation, molecular function: protein binding; protein serine/threonine kinase activity; tau-protein kinase activity.